GAUGAUUUAAGGGUUGAACUCGAGAUGGAUCCUGAAUUGCCUGCAGUGUUGCUGAUGGGGGGUGGUGAAGGAAUGGGUCCAGUUAAGAAAACUGCAAAGGCCCUUGGAGAAUCUCUAUUUGACAAAGAACUUGAGAAACCAAUAGGGCAGCUGAUUGUUAUUUGUGGUCGUAACAAAGACCUAGCUUCUACACUGCUCUCGCUUGAGUGGAAAAUCCGGUGAAGAUUAGAGGGUUUGAGACUCAGAUGGAGAAGUGGAUGGGUGCUUGCGACUGCAUUAUUACGAAAGCAGGGCCCGGUACAAUUGCAGAGGCAUUGAUCAGAGGGCUUCCUAUCAUUCUCAACGACUAUAUUCCUGGACAGGAAAAGGGUAACGUUCCCUAUGUGGUAGAAAACGGUGCUGGUGUCUUCUCCCGGAGCCCCAAGGAAACAGCCAGGCUUGUGGCCGAAUGGUUUAGCACCAAAACAGAUGAACUCAAGAGAAUGUCAGAGAAUGCCCUCAAACUCGCCCAACCAGAGGCCGUUUUCAACAUCGUGAAGGACAUUCACGAACUAUCAUGCCAGCGGGGGCCCCUAGCCAGCGUCCCCUACGAGCUAACAGCAUCGUUCUCCAGCCUAAUUUAACCGAUCAAACCCACAUCUCCCGGUGGGGCUAACAUCUGAUCUACUAAGUAAAUGUGUACAGGUAGUAGACCUCCCAUUAAGUCUCUUAUCAUUCUUUGGUAUUGAAAAGUCUUUCUACGCAUUUAAGUUGCCAAAUUUUGCUGGGCAAGAUCAGAUCUGAUGUUUGGAAAGGUUGGGAUUAGUUUCUCUGGUAUUCGAGCAGAAGAGAAGUUUUUAUGGUUGUAUAUCUAGUAUCCUGUUUUGCUGAAUGAAUCCAAAUUUCCAUGUAAUCUCCCUUUGUUGUGUUGCUUCUGGAAGCUUCUUUCAUUGUUGAUACUCCAGUGCUUUCCUUAUUGUCAUUCUCUCCAUGCUUAUACGGCAAGAGUUGUUGAGCUGUUGAAGAUUACU
This is a messenger RNA of Diospyros lotus (date-plum), 1010 nucleotides long. RefSeq names its product monogalactosyldiacylglycerol synthase 2, chloroplastic-like. Lineage: Eukaryota; Viridiplantae; Streptophyta; Magnoliopsida; Ericales; Ebenaceae. The record is from RefSeq and is a predicted model, not a curated record. The transcript has 4 exons. The coding region runs from base 246 to 623 and encodes 125 amino acids. Gene Ontology annotation, molecular function: hexosyltransferase activity.